Messenger RNA from Temnothorax curvispinosus, 1234 nucleotides. RefSeq lists its product as uncharacterized. The annotation marks the transcript as partial. The transcript has 4 exons. The record is from RefSeq and is a predicted model, not a curated record. Lineage: Eukaryota; Metazoa; Arthropoda; Insecta; Hymenoptera; Formicidae. Gene Ontology annotation, molecular function: catalytic activity.
AUGGCUCUGAGGAACAAGUUCAUUAAGGAUGAAGGAUUUAUAACAUACAUUCCGAAGUACAAAUUAACUCGUCAAUUUGUUAUAAGAAAUAUUCCUCUCGACUUAUCCUUGGCUGAGCUAAAGACUGUAAUCGAGGAAGAGAAUCAAGAUAUUCUAAUCUCGGACCUCUUCAGGCUGAAAAGAAGAGAUCGCACCACUGGUAUUUGGUCGGACUCGGAAGCGGUCUGUGUCCAGAAAUUGGGUGAAGAAUUGCCGGACCAUAUAAAGAUCUAUAGAACAAUUGUUCAUACAUCACCGUUUCAAAGGUGUUUGCAAUGUGGCAGCAAGGACCAUGUUAGCUCUAAGGAGAGGCCUUGUUCCGAAACAAAGAAAUGUAUCAAUUGCGAGGAAGAACACGCUACCAGUGAUAGAAAAUGCCUUAAAUUUAUGAAGAACCUCGAGAUUGCAAAAGUUAUGGCUGCUGACAACCUUCCCUUUAUGGAGGCAAGGGCCUUAGUUCAGAAAAGGGAAAAUAAAAAUUGCCCGUUCUAUGAGGAUCGGCGGCCGCCAGUGUUUUCUUCAAGAAACUUCCCUCUUCUUCCUUCGAGGGGCGGCGUGUCUGCGUCAAACUUUGCGACAAGUCUACAAUCCAGUUCGAGAGGAAGAACAUUCGCUGCUAGCCUUAUGAAGGUGGCUCCGGAGAUCUCCUCCAAACUCUUGAAAAUAAUGGAAAAGGCGUCUACCAUAAAGCAACUGGACCAACUGCGUUUUCAAGAACUGGAAAGGCAGAGUACAUUAUUCGAUUGCGCAGCAAUUUCGGAAACAUGGCUUAAACCACAAUUCAAUUUCAUGUUGAGAGGGUUCGAUACGGUGAGACGGGAUAGGGUUAUAGGUAGAGGUGGAGGGGUGGCUAUUUUGGUUAGUCAUGCCCUUAAAUACAGAGAGAUUUCUGUACUGGAGGACUGUGCAGGUGAUUUCAACUCUCACAGCCCGGUGUGGGGGUCUUCGUUCCUUUGUCAAUCGGGUAGGCUACUGUCGUCGGCAAUCGAGGAUACUGAACUCGUUCUAGUAAGUGACGGUGCUCCGUCCUUCAUGGGCAACGCUUCGUGCGGCCCUUCAACCAUCGAUUUGGCGUUCUGUCAUGCUUCUAUCGCUCCUAGACUGAGAUGUCAGACUUUGAAUGAUGCCUGGAGAUCGGAUCAUUAUCCGGUUUUGAUUACGUCGUCAAUGAACAGGGGCCCCUCCUCUUUUCCAC